UUGUUGACUGAAAUAUUUCUUCUCUAUAGAGAAACAUGUUACCCUCUUUUGCCCUUGCUGAAGGUACAGCCCUGAACAGAAGCUAUAUAACAGACUGACACUCUAGAAGGGUACUCAGUUAUGGGGGCGGCGGCGGUGGUGACCUUGGUGCUGUGUAGUUGUGCGACGCUCGUCUCAGGCCAGGGAGGGCGGUUCGGGGGCGUCGGAGGCACCAACAUUAACCCCAUUCUCCAGAACAGAAGGAUCGUAGACGCUCAAGUCCGUUGUAUCCAAGGCGUCGCCCCUUGUGACAGUUUGGGGAACCAUUUGAUAACAACUGAAAUCCUUCAGUCUCAGACAGCUCUCGGUCCCCAGAGGCGUUCAACCCCUGGAUGCUUUCGGUCACGGGCAAGACGCAGUCGCGUAGUGUGCGGGCGCCGUGAAGUCAUGACGACCGCGACGUUGGGUUUCGUGAUCUGUGCGUGUUUACUAUCCGCAGUUCGGGCGCAGUUCGGAAACGUCGAUCCUACGCCUUUCCUCCAGAACCGGGCGUUCGUGCAGCAGCAGUUGAGGUGCGUCGUGGGCACUGGAGGAUGUGACUUUGUGGGGCAGUUCUUGCAGAGGGCUGUGACGGAAGUGGUUGGUCGGAACUGCGCUCGAUGUACCCCCCAACAGGCCGCCAACGCCAGGAGACUGCUGGAGUAUAUACGCACCAACUAUCCAACAGAGUAUAGUCAAAUCAUCAGCAGAUACUCCGGAUAAAAAAAUUGUAAUAGUGUAAUUUGUUGAAUUGUACCAAUAAAUAUAUAUUUUGU
Messenger RNA from Homalodisca vitripennis (glassy-winged sharpshooter), 794 nucleotides. RefSeq lists its product as uncharacterized. The record is from RefSeq and is a predicted model, not a curated record. The coding region runs from base 121 to 741 and encodes 206 amino acids. Lineage: Eukaryota; Metazoa; Arthropoda; Insecta; Hemiptera; Cicadellidae. The transcript is spliced from 4 exons.